Molecule: messenger RNA, 1705 nt
Organism: Ziziphus jujuba (common jujube)
Lineage: Eukaryota; Viridiplantae; Streptophyta; Magnoliopsida; Rosales; Rhamnaceae
Product: protein WHAT'S THIS FACTOR 1 homolog, chloroplastic
Exons: 1
Coding region: 42-1316 (424 amino acids)
Molecular function (GO): RNA binding
Source: RefSeq, a predicted model, not a curated record
GUAAUUAAUCCUCUAAAACCACCUAAAAAACCUUUAUCCUUAUGGCUUGGCGACUCCUCUUCUCCCGAACUACUCUGUUCAGACCAUCCCAAACCUUAAUCCUAACCUUGCAAACAUUCAAAGCUCCUCUCCUAAACCCUAAUCCUAACCCCAAUGCCAGCCCCAUUCCUUACGAGUAUUGGCUUCCCUUCUUCGCUUCUCCAUUCUCCACCUCAUUUCUCAUCACCAAAACCCCCAAGAAAUUCAAAAAGAAGCACAAAAAGAAAGAGAGCCCCAGAACCAAGCUCGUCCAGUCCGAUCCCAAUCGAAUUCUGCCAUUGGAACGCAUCGUCGAGCGCGACGCCUUCUUCCGGUUCCUCACCAAGUCCAAGGACUUCAUCUCCAAGCAGCCCGAACACGUCAUCCUUCUCGACGAAGCAGGAAAGCUCCACCGCGAGCUUGGAUUCCCUCGCGGCCGCAAGAUUGCCCGCUCCAUCCAACGCCACCCUUUGAUCUUCGAGACCUACCGCCACACCGAUGGCAAAAUGUGGUUCGGCUUCACGGAUUUCAUGGAGGAAUUGCUUGAAGAGGAGCGAGCUAUAAUGGACUCCAUGGAAUUGGAUAGGGUCAACACGGUGCGCAAAUUGCUCAUGAUGUCUUCUAAGAAGCGGAUUCCGUUAAGCAAGGUUCAUCAUUGCCGGUUGUUAUUUGGAAUUCCCGAUGAUUUCAGGGACCGGGUUGCAAAAUACCCAAAUUGGUUUCGGGUUGUGGUUGAUGGUGAUGGCAGGAGGGUGCUUGAAUUGGUGGAUUGGGAUCCGAAUCUUGCUGUUAGUUCUCUUGAGAGGGAGUUCAUGGUUGAUGAGGAAAAGGCCAAGAGGGCUUUCAAAUUUUCAGUGAAACAUGGUAAGGAUUUGGAUUUGGAUGAAGACGAGACGAGGAAACUGAACCUGUUGAACACGCUUCCGUUGGUUUCGCCAUAUUCGGACGGAUCAAAGUUGGAUCUUUGGACAUUGGAAGCAGAGAAAUACAGGGUGGGAGUGCUACAUGAGUUCCUGAGCUUGACAUUGGAGAAGAGGGCUUCUAUACACCACAUUGUGGAGUUCAAGGAGGAGUUUAGUCUGACCAAGCAUACGUACCAGAUGCUGUUGAAGCAGCCGAGAACCUUUUAUCUGGCAGGGACAGAGAUGAACUGGGUUGUAUUCUUGAAAGAAGCAUAUGAUGAAAAUGGCUUAUUGAUAAACAAGGACCCCCAGGUGGUUUUUAAUGAGAAAUUGUAUAAGUUUGCUGAAAUGCCGGAAAUGGAAACUGGUUCUCUAGUAACUGGGGGCAGCAAAUAAUUGAUGCUUGAACCUUUCUUGUGGAGUAACGGUUUGGAUCACUAAAGCCAGAAUAUAUAGAAAUUGCUUCUGUACAUGGUCGCCAAAUAUAUAGUAGAUUGCAGGGUUCCAUUCCAUUUAUUAACCUUUCUUGUUGAGGGGUUUAAUUUGUUUACCAUUUAGAAUCUUCUGAUUUUUACAUCUCAAUGUCAGGGGAAAUUUUUGUACGAAUUAUAAUGCUUCCAGAUAUUAUGUUACUAAAAAAGGCUGGUAAUAUAGAAUCUUCCAUGCUGUAUGUUACAUAUAAAUUUGAUUAUUAUAAUGAAUGCUAUGCAUGCUGAUCAAUAUAAAUAUGUUUUACUGUACAAAGUUUGAUUGAUAUAUAAAAGUAUCUAUAUCAGUUAUGAAGA